Endocarpon pusillum Z07020 is the source of this 633-nucleotide messenger RNA. RefSeq lists its product as uncharacterized. Gene Ontology annotation, molecular function: asparagine synthase (glutamine-hydrolyzing) activity. Gene Ontology annotation, cellular component: cytosol. The coding region runs from base 1 to 633 and encodes 210 amino acids. The transcript has a single exon. The record is from RefSeq and is a predicted model, not a curated record. NCBI's taxonomy places the organism in Eukaryota, Fungi, Ascomycota, Eurotiomycetes, Verrucariales, Verrucariaceae.
AUGCGCUCGCUCUGGCACCCCCUACACACGUCUCAGUACAUGUGGAACAAGAGCUCGCUGGCCAACGUGCUGCUCUCAUGCCUGGGCGAUCGCACCGAAAUGGCGCACAGCGUCGAGGCACGCACACCAUUCCUCGACCACCACCUCACCGAGUAUGUCAACCGGCUGCCGCCCAGCGUCAAGUUGGCAUACUCGCCCGUGCACAAAGUCGACCAGUGCGAGCAGGGCCCGCUCUGGAAGAACGCUGGGUUGGCGCUGCAGUCGCUGACCGAGAAGUGGAUUCUGCGCGAGGCAGUACGCCCAUAUAUCACCGACGAAUUAUACAAGCGGAGGAAGCACCCAUUCCUGGCGCCGACGAGGUGGCCCGAGGGGGGUGCGUUGCACCAGCUGUUUGGCCGGCUGUUAACUCGCGACGCUGUCGAGGCGUUGGGCUUCCUGGACUUUGCUGUGGUUGAGGAGGCGCUAGGGCAUGCCUUUGGUCCCAAGGGAGACACCAAAGCCUUCCGCACGCUGGUGUAUGUUGCGGCGUGGGUGACGCUGGCGGAGCGAUUUGGCGUCAAGAAGGCGGAUAAGGACGAUUGGAUUGGCCAAGGGAAGUUAGGAGGGCGGCAAGCUACGGCGGACUAUUAUUAA